Cinara cedri is the source of this 6179-nucleotide messenger RNA. The record is from the annotation of a GenBank genome assembly. NCBI's taxonomy places the organism in Eukaryota, Metazoa, Arthropoda, Insecta, Hemiptera, Aphididae.
GGGCCGCCUUUGGAACGAUGAUUAAAAUGUUGGUCUCUUCACCGUUGUUUAUACAUUUCUAUCCGGUAUCUGUCCAUGUUUAUGCAAUAUUUUAUGUAUAAACAUAAUAAUAAUUUACAAUAAUAAAUAAAAGUGAAAAAACAGUAUUUUUGGCGCCGUUUUUUAUUCCAUUCGUUUCUACUACACUCCCGCUGCUUAGCGGUAUAUUUUAUCAUUUAGCAUAGUUUUCCGGUGAUGGAAAAACGGGACGGCAAUACAACCGAUCUCCAAAAAAGUAAAAUGAGUGAAGAAGAACAACUUCCUGCUGGAUGGGAGAAGCGAGUUAGCAGGUCAACUGGUAAGUAACACAGACAUUGACCAUUCUUCAGGGUCAAACGUAUUGUCCGACUGGUUAUCCCAGUAGAAUCUUUUUGUUUGCAUAUAUUCCGUAUGCCGUGUAGAUGCUUUUAUAAUGAUGAUCGUUUAGAAAAAUUAAUAAUGUUGCGUAAAUCGGAUUGAUAAUUAUCUGGUACAUUAUUUGUAUAAUAUUGUAUUUGUUUUUAUAGGUACCUAUGUACCUAACAAAUCUAGUAAGUAAUGUUAAUUUCUUAGGAUAUACGAAUUUUAAACAUAAUAGCAUUUCAUUUAAUUAAGUAUAUGGUUAAUUUCAAAUUGGAGUGUAUCAAUUCUACCGCUUCAUUGGUCGAUUGAUCAUGGUUGGGUACCUUCUUUUAUGUUACACUUUUAGUUUAUGCCAUUUAUUAUAAAUCGAUAAUUAAGAUACUUUUAUGUAUGCACCUCAAAAUUUUAUAAUACAAUUUUUAAUCUUGCAUCUCAUGGUUUUUCUCUAUUAAUGCUGUCUAUUUAUUAUCAAAUCUAUCGAUAAUUCUAAUGAUACAUAUUUUAUUAUUAAUAAUACAAUAUGUCCUAUGUAUACCUUGCAAUAUCUUAAUAUGAAUUAAUAAUAACACUUAUUAUUUGACCUUUCUAUAAUUUUCUUAUCUUACAAUAACAACUUGAUACCUAUAUAGAUUAUGUCUAUGGAUGUAAAUAUAUAAAAUAUUAAGGUACUUAGAUAAAUCAUCUGUAUAUUACAGGGUUAAGUAUAAUGAAAUUUAACUAGUUUAUUUAAACUAUAGUAAUUUGUAUAAUUUGUAAGCCUGGAUUUUUGAUAAAGAUUCAAUAGGUUUUAUGUAAUAAUAUAUUUGAAUUAGAUUAUAAUUGUUAUUACUUUGAUAUUAUUUAGAGUAUUUUAAGUAUUUAGAGUAUUUUAAAAAUGUGAUGAGGCAAGCCAAAUUUUUUUAAAAAUCAAAUUAGUUCAAGUUAGUUACAGUGUAAAGAAUAUUUUGGAAAUUAUUUUAAACAGUGUUAUGCUUUAAUAUUAUAAUUUAAAAUAAACUUGUCAACCUGCCAAGAAUGAUUUGCAGUUAAAUCAAUGUAUUUUUGUUGGUUUAAAGUUGUAUUAAUUCAUAUUUAUAGUUUUUAAACCUAUAUCCUGUGAUACUCACUAUAAAAUAAAGCAACCUUUAUAAUUGGAAGAAUGGUUAGUCUAAUAUUUAGAUUUUAUAGAUAAUAUCCGUAGGUAUAAUUUUAUGGAAAAUUAAUAGUCUAUUGCUUAAUACCAUAGACAUAUAAAUAAUUUUAUAUGCCUAUGCUUAAUACUAGUGAUGGGUACAAUUUAAUUAUUGCUAUCAAACUAUUUGAAUAGUUUAUAUUUGGUUUUCAAAAAAACUAAUCAAAUAAUUUUUCAAAAUAUUCAAUUGUUUUCCAAAUAAAAAUAUUUGGUUAUAAAAAAAAGUAUUCUAAAGAAUAAAGAAUUCAGUAGUAAAAACUAUUUGUGGUGAUCAUUACUAGGUACUUAAUACCUAGUACUUAUUAGUUAUUAGCUUUCAGCAUAAAUAUAGUGAUUGGAUUUGAGGGUGGUGAGUUACAUAGAAAUAUUAAGGCAUUUAUUUGCAAAACUAAAUUGAGAUAUUCCUGCACUCUAAAAUUUGAAUUAUCUUAUAAUUUUUUAACUAUUUUCGGUAUAAUUUUUAAAUUUAUUUGACUUAUUAAAUAUUGUAUAAAAUGGUACUUUUAUAAUAUGAUACCUACCAGAAAAUAUUUACAUACGCAAUAUUUGCAUGGAAUGUUAAUUUUAUAAAACAAUAUUUUUCAGGAAUAAUAUUUUAUUGGAAAGAUAUUUCUGAGGAUUUGUGUAACUAGACAAUAUAAUACAUAAAUCAAUAAAAUAAAUAUCGGGAACCAUAUUCGUCAGAACCGGUAUUUCGCUAGACAAUAUAUAAACAGAAAAAUAAAAGAACAAAUAAUCAGAUAACUGAUUAUAUGAUUAGUUAAAUAAAAGCUAAACUUUAAAUGAUGUAUACUCAUUUAUAUUUAAAUUAUUAAAUCUAGUUGCAUUCUUAAAAUAUCUAAAUAUUUUCAUUGAUGAAAACCUAAAAUGGGAUGUUCAUAUUAAUUAUGAAAUUAAUACAUUUAAACAGUUUGUUUGCAUUUAUAAACUACUUUAGUGUUACAAAUUUAAGAUAUUAUCUUGAAUUAAAAGCUUAAAAAACUAACAUAUUUAUCACUUCUCCAAAAGUUUCUUAUGAAAUUUCAGUUUAGAGAGGUACAUAUUACACUAAUUUCUGAAAUCUUGAAGUAACUCCUAAGAUUUCUGCCCAGGUUAGCUAAUACUGGUAUGUGUAUUAUGUUCUUAAAAUAAUGAGGUUAUUGUUUUUUAAAUUUUAAUUAUACCUACCCUACUUAACAUUUUAUUUGUUUUCAUUCUGGAAACCAUGAUAAUUAAAUAACAAUAAUAAUGGUCAUUAAAUUUGUAUUUGUUAGAACCAACAUUAUUUAUUUAUUAUAUUGAAUGAAACGAAUAGAUCAAUCAUCUAUUUAAGGGGAAUUUAUAUUUUAUACACUGAAUUGAUUAAUUUGUUGUAUUUUAUUUUGUUGAUACAUUUAUCCAUAUAAAAAGUUUGGGGAUAAUGAUGAACCGAUAAAUGUGUUAUCACUUAAUAUUUAUCAAUUGUGUCAUCUUUUUAAUAUUAUAUUUUAGUGAAAUACUGUCCAGAUUCAUUCAGUUCAAGACAUUUAUGUUUCUGACAAAGUGUUAUUCCUACAUAACAUCAUUCUUGAAUUUUAUCGUUUUUUUGAAAUAUUGUUUCACUAUAAUAAUUCAUGCCAAUCAAAUAUUAUCCUGAAUAAUACUGUUCCAGAGAAAUCUUUUCCUUGUUGUAUGCGUCCCUUACAUCUUAUAAUAUAAUAAAAAUUGUGAUUUCUACUAUGUAAGUAACUAUAUUUUAUAGGUAUUAUACUAGACCUAUUAAAUAAUCAAUAAACAUUUUUUGGAUGAAAUAAUUAUUAAAAUAUUAUUCAUAUACCUACUUAAUAUUGGUGAUAAUGAUAUUUUAGUAAGUAACCUAAUCUUAAACAAAGUAUAAGUAAGUCACUCAUUAAAACAUUUAAUUGUCAAUAGGUAGUAGGUACUUAAAAAAAAUGUAAUAUUUUAUGUUUAAAUGUAUUAUCAUAAAACACACUAUCUAUACAACGACUCAAUAGAAAUAUCAAUUUGUUUAAUAAACCUAAUUUAGACCUCACACUUGAGUUAAGUACUAAAACACAUACUGUGAAAAAUCAAACCAAUAAAAUCUUAGACCACGCAGUAAUUUGGUAUAAUUGUAUUGUAAUAUCACUAUAUUUAUCAUUGUAACUGCUGUUAGGUGUGAAUAUAUAAGAGCUAAAAAUAAAUUAACGUAGGUAUUAAUUAUACACCUAUAAUUUAAAUUAAAUUAAAAAAAUAUAUCUUGAGUUGAAUUAAUCAUGUUUUCAAUAAUUUUCAGGUCAAACUUAUUAUUUAAACUUAUUGACUAAAGAAAGUCAAUGGUCUAUACCAAAUAAACCAGCUUCGGAGCAUCCGGCUGGUAAUGGUCCUGAACAAGUUCAAUGUAGUCAUUUAUUGGUUAAACAUGAAAAAUCACGCCGACCUUCAUCGUGGCGGGAAGGAUCUAUUACUAGAUCAAAAAGUGAAGCUGUUGAUAUUAUAAAAUGUAAAUAUAUCUGCAAUUACUUAUAAAUAAGUCUGUGGUUAAUGUAACUAAUAUUUUUUUUAUUGAUUAAAAAGCUUAUCGCGAACAAAUUGUUGCUGGCAAAUCAUCAUUUGCUGAACUUGCCCAGAAAUAUUCAGAUUGUAGUUCAGCCAAACGUGGUGGUGAUUUGGGACCAUUCACAAGAGGCACAAUGCAAAAGCCAUUUGAAGAUGCUUCAUUUGCUUUAAAAAUUGGAGAGCUAAGCGAGCCUAUUCAUACAGAUUCAGGCGUACACAUAAUUUUACGUACAUUAUAAAUAACUUUUUUGAAAUUUAAACAUUUCCCUUUUCUAAACAUUGUAUUUAUUACUGUCAACUGUUCCAUAAAUAAAACUAAUUAUGAUAGAAAACCAUUUAUAAAAAACAGAUCUUCAUUUUAUAGACAGAGGCGUACCCAAGGGAGAUUUAUAGGGCUUCAGCCUUAAAGAACAAAGUUAAUAUUGAAAAAAUCAUAAUUAUUUGUUUCCUUUUAUUUAAAUUUAUAUUUGAAUUAAAAUUUUGUACAAAGUUUCACCCCCAAAAACGUGUGCGCCUAUGGUUAUAGAAUUUCAUAGCUUAUAAUAUGACAGAUUCUACCGUAUUUUCUGGAAUGUAUUAAUAACAUAUUUAGAAAUUUUUAUAUACAGCGUCUAAUAAAGGUUUACUAAUUCUGUAGGAAAAGAAUAAUUUCUUCUGUAUUAACUAAUUCUUAUAAAUUUGAACCAAUCAGUUAUUCUUUUAAUAUUAUGAUGUGUUAAUAUACAAUGUUAAAUGUAUAACUGAUUAGCUGGAGUUUAGAAGAAUUGGCUAAUACAAUACAAAUUGUGUUUACUUAAUACAUAAAUAAAAGAUUUUAUGAACAAUGAAGGAAUUUUAAUUUGUAAAUCUUUAUGAGACAUCUACAAACUAGUUCUCAAAUUGUAAAUUAAAUUUAUUGUUGCCGUCAUAUAAAAAGUGACAAAAAUAUAAAAACCAUAUUUAAAUACUUUAUUUCAUCCCUACAUCAGUGGUUUCCAACCUUUUUUUACUUGCUAAUUUUUUUAUUUUUCAUAACCCCCCCCCCUAAUAUCAUUUAUUACUCUUAUUUACAUCUUAUGCGCCCUAUUUUUUUUUUUCGAUUACAUGUCAGAAUAGACCACUUUGAGAACUUCUGGUAUAUAAAACAUAUCCUAAAUAAUACUAUACAUAGUUUAGAAACCACUUAACACAUAAUUCUUGAUUCAAAUCAAAGUUGAAUAAGUUUAAAUAUAAAUUUUUAAAUCAUUUAGUCACUAUUUGAUUGAUAGUGAUGGUAUAUUAUUUAAAACUUUAUACCAUUUUAUAUUGCAUUUGUUUUUUAUUAUAUACCUAAUUUAAAUAUAAAAUAUAAAUUUUUGUGUGUAUGCUUUAUUGAAAUUCCAUGACAUUGUUUACGACAAUUUUUUAGUUAAUUUUUUAAAAAUUUUAAAUAAUUUAUGACUCAACUCUCUCAAAUACCUCCCUAAAAUUGGAUUUUAGUCCUCUACCAACAAUCUGCUUGGGUCACCUAGGUAAAUAAUUCAACCAUACUACUUAUAUGAUUAUAAAUCAUAAUAGGAAGGUGGUUUAUAAAUGACUAUUAAAUCUACCUUUCAGAAUUAAAUAUAUUGAUAAAUUAAUCAAUUAUACAUUUAUGAUGUUGGCUUAAGUGUUAAAAACCAUAAAUAAUUGUAUAAAAAUGUAUAAAUAUUUUUAAUUAUAAUGCUUAUAAAUAUAUUGUAAUAUUAUAAUUAAUAUUUUGAGAUAGGAUAAAUGUUGAUCUUUAAGAGAUCUAUAUACAAUACUUGUUGUUAAUAACAUGAAUUUGAAUAUUAAGAAUUAAAGAAAGAUUAAUAAAAAUAAACUGAAUUGGUCAAAAUGUUACUUGAUCUCUUCUUUUAAAUUCAUUGUAUCCAACUAUAUCAUGUGAAAAAUAUUAUGUAUGCAUAUAUUUUAUAAUAAGUAUAGGUAAAUAGUGAACAACUUAAGUUAUAUUCAAAAAAAAAAGUAGUACCCACUAUCAUUUUUAGUUAAAUUAAUAAUAAUACAACUUAUUAAUCAUAUAAAUAUUAAUUGCUAAUUUAGAUUAAAAUUCAUAACAACAUUAAGAUUUCUUCAAAAUGUUUGUAUAGACGGCAAAUUACAUGUUUUA